CAACGAUUCUGCACUAGUAAAAAAUUAAAAGUUCAAGUCAUGUUAAACAUGUUCCAAAAGAUGCACAGGUUAUUGUAUCAAUCAUGAAAGAUAUGGGAAUAAAAGAUUAUGAACCUAAAGUAAUAAAUCAGCUACUAGAAUUUACAUACCGAUAUGUCACUUGUAUCUUAGAUGAUAGCAAGAUUUAUGCUAAUCAUAGUAAGAAGAAAUUUAUUGAUUUAGAGGAUGUUCGACUUGCUGUUAAAAUGCAAUUGGAAAAAUCAUUUACAAAUCCACCACCAAGAGAAGUUCUGUUAACUGUUGCUAAAGUAAAAAAUAAUAUUCCAUUACCAUUUGUGAAACCAAGUUAUGGAUUGCGAUUACCUCCUGACCGUUAUUGUUUAAAUGGUACUAACUAUAAGUUCAAGUCAUCUCGUAAAAAAUCUAGCAAAAUGAAUUUCGGAAAUUUGAAUAUUACUAGUAACUUAGGAAGAAUAAAUUCACAAGGUUUUUCUAUUGUAAAAAGACCUGGAACAAUAACUACUAUGUCAAGAACGCAAACAAUUUCUAUAUCAAAGCCAGUUUUUAAGGUUUCUACAAAUAACUCAAGUUUAAUUAAGUCUCAUACACAAAUAAAAACAAAGAUGCCACUUACAUCAGAAUCAGGACAAAUAUCUUUACCAUUAGUUAAAUCAGAACUUGAAGAAUCUAGUAAAAGAAAGCGAGAAGAUGAUGAUUAUGAUGUUCCUUAAUUUGUAAAAUCGAAAUUAUUUAAUAAAAUUUAGUAUCAAGUUUUGUAAGUAACAAGAAAUCUUAUUACAGAAGUAUUUUUUAAUAUUCAUAUACAAUAGAUUAAU
Ceratosolen solmsi marchali is the source of this 836-nucleotide messenger RNA. RefSeq names its product TBP-associated factor 9 (gene Taf9). Bases 84 to 731 code for a protein of 215 amino acids. Lineage: Eukaryota; Metazoa; Arthropoda; Insecta; Hymenoptera; Agaonidae. Gene Ontology annotation, biological process: RNA polymerase II preinitiation complex assembly; DNA-templated transcription initiation. Gene Ontology annotation, cellular component: SAGA complex; transcription factor TFIID complex. Gene Ontology annotation, molecular function: RNA polymerase II general transcription initiation factor activity; protein heterodimerization activity; transcription coactivator activity. The record is from RefSeq and is a predicted model, not a curated record. The transcript is spliced from 4 exons.